Aspergillus vadensis CBS 113365 is the source of this 966-nucleotide messenger RNA. RefSeq lists its product as uncharacterized. The transcript is spliced from 11 exons. The coding region runs from base 1 to 966 and encodes 321 amino acids. NCBI's taxonomy places the organism in Eukaryota, Fungi, Ascomycota, Eurotiomycetes, Eurotiales, Aspergillaceae. The record is from RefSeq and is a predicted model, not a curated record.
AUGGCGAUGACCUGUUUAGCCGAAUGCCCGACGAAGAUGGCGAAGCAAGGGUGUGAGGACGCAUCGCUCACAGAUCGACCUGGCCGAGAGGAGGUAGGGACAGCUGGAAAAGAGGCGGCGGCGGCGACGGAGGAUGAGGACGUGGUAGUUGGUGGUCAGCGGUGGUUGUUGUUUGGAGAGAUUUGGCGGACUCGAUCGAGUUUCCCGCCGACGUCGAGUCCUGGUUGUGGGUAUGACAGUAUGGAGAAGCAACUGGAGGCUUAUCGGAAACAACGGUCGAUUCGGCAGCGGACGGCGAAACGAGGGGGCACCGACAGAAAGAGUAAGAAGAAAGAGGAGGUGAGAAGGGAGAAAGGUGAAGAGAGAAAGAGAGAGAGGGUCAGAAAGAGACGAAACAGGCGUCAAGAGGAGGGGGGGGAAACCGGUGGAGAGAGAAUAAGAAUACUAAGUACCCCAGGUACUGACGACUUGGUCCGGACCGAUGGACACGAAUCAUCGAUCGCAAGACCGGUGGAGAUACUCCAGUUGGAUGAAUUCAUGAGCCAGUCUCGCCGACGUUGGACUGUAGGAUUCUGUUUCAUCGAGUGGUCAUCGGUCGGCAACCCCGAAAAUGAGAGAGUAUGGGCACACCGAAUCAAUACCGCUCGUACGCGCCGGUAUGAACCCCGUAUCAGGAACCCAGCGCUUAGCAAUCGCCAGAGUAGGAGGCGGGCAACAAGAUGGGCUGGCUGGCGAAGACCCUUCCCAAGGGGUCCUUCUUGGACAGUUCAUAUAACGGAGGAGGCCCGUCCAAGAAAAGAGUGGUGGGUGGUGAGUGGUGAGGCACCAGGCACUGCAGCCAGUGGGGCACCGCAGAGGGGGGCACCGAUCGGCUACUUUUUCCCGAAAUCCUCCGCGGAUGGCCCACGGGCGGCGACUCUCGGUGACGUUAACCACUCAAUGCUCCCUCGCCCCUUUGUCUGGUAA